AAAGCGCGCGUCUUCCUUCCGGGCAGGCGGGCCUCAGGCGGCGGCGGCGGCGGCGGCGGCGGGGUCCCUCCGCGAUGCUGCUGACGGUCUUCUGCCUGCGGCGGGACCGCUCCGAGCUGACCUUCUCGCUGCAGGUGGACGCGGACUUCGAGCUCCAGAACUUCCGCGCCCUCUGCGAGCUCGAGUCCGGCAUCCCCGCCGCCGAGAGCCAGAUUGUCUAUGCAGAGGUGCCCCUAACUGACAACCAUAGAUCACUGGCUUCCUACGGACUGAAAGAUGGAGAUGUGGUGGUAUUGCAGCAAGUGGAGAAUGCAGAAAAACGGCCGGCAGCUGCCUUCCCUGGUUUGCCCCGGAUAGACUUCAGCAGCAUCACGGUGCCCGGGACGUCGGCCCAAACAGCACCGAUGCCCCCACAACAGCCUGGGCCGCCCUCUCGCGCGUCUCCUCCCGAAGUCCCCCCCGCGCCUCCAGGUUUGGACAACCCUGGCCUCCUCCGGGACAUGCUGCUGUCCAACCCACACGAGCUCUCGCUGCUGAAGGAGCGCAACCCGCCCCUGGCGGAGGCCUUGCUGAGCGGAGACCUUGAGAAGUUCACCCAGGUCCUGGUGGAGCAGCAGCAGGAUCGGGCCCGCCGGGAGCAGGAGAGGCUCCGUCUGUUCUCUGCGGACCCUUUUGACCUGGAGGCUCAGGCAAAGAUCGAGGAGGACAUCCGGCAGCAGAACAUCGAGGAGAACAUGACAAUUGCCAUGGAAGAGGCCCCCGAGAGCUUCGGCCAGGUGGUCAUGCUCUACAUCAACUGCAAGGUGAACGGCCACCCCGUGAAGGCCUUUGUGGACUCGGGUGUUCAGAUGACCAUCAUGAACUGGCUUGCUUGAGAGGUGCAACAUCCCAUAAGACUGGUGGACCGGCGGUGGGCCGGCAUUGCGAAGGGCGUGGGCACUCAGAAGAUCAUUGGCCGAGUGCAUCUAGCUCAGGUCCAGAUUGAAGGGGAUUUCCUGCCCUGCUCGUUCUCCAUCCUGGAAGAGCAGCCCAUGGACAUGCUGCUAGGACUGGAUAUGCUGAAGAGGCACCAGUGCUCCAUUGACCUCAAGAAGAAUGUCUUGGUGAUUGGCACCACCGGCUCUCAGACAACCUUCCUGCCAGAGGGGGAGCUCCCGGAGUGCGCAAGGCUGGCUUACGGGGCUGGCCGGGAGGAUGUCAGGCCAGAAGAGAUUGCAGACCACGAACUGGCAGAGGCUAUCCAAAAAUCUGUCGAGGAAGCAGAGAUUACUGGCAAAGAAACUACCUCACCGAAACAGUCUUUGUUGCCGAGUUCUGAUGGAUUUCAGCAUCCAGUCCAUUUUCCCGAAGUGGCUCUGAAGACCAGGAAGUCCUUCAGGCGGCCCCUCGAUCGCUCCGCCUCUGCUCCCACCCUCUGCUCCCACAAGUGCAGUCUGGCUCAGACUGUUAACCCGACAGCUGCAAAGUCUGUAGAAUCCCUUCCUGAGUGCCCAGCCGCUCUCGGGAGGGAAGGACUGCUGGAUCUUUCUGAUGGUGAAACUUUCACCCGAGUUGAUGCUUCUCGAGCUGCAACAGAACCGUGCCGUCAUACAAAAAGUCCCUCACCCAACACGUGUGCAAAACUGGUCACUUCUGGCACUCCAAUGCCAUCUUGUGCUAAGGGCAGUGGUCCAGGUCUAGAGUCUCCUUUGGAAGAAACAGGAGGGAGUAGUUAUGCCCCAGCAGGAGACGUCGCUGGUCUGCUGCCUCCCUCGCUUUUGAAAUUGAGCCAAAUGGGUCCCAGUCCCCAUGAAGAGCUUGGCCCGGAACAGCCCCCAGACGAGACAACCAGAAGCCAAGAUGAUUUGUCUGCCAAGGGUGAAUCCCCAUCCCCUGCACGUGGAGGGCAGGCCAUGGAUCACGUUCUGCCUGAGGGGUGGAAGUUUUCCUGUGAGGGGACCCAGAGGCCAGAAUCUGCGCCACACCAGCUUCCUGGGGAUGAAACCGUCAUGGAAGUGGAGGUCACAGAUCAGGUCCUUAUUUCUGCGGAGAGCCAGCUGAAAGAGCAGCGCUUUGGUUUGUCUGCCGUGAACUCGGAGUGCUCCAUGAUGGAGGCCCAGUCAUCCCAGCCUGACUCUUCUCUCUCCGCUGAUCCUAUCUCUGCAAAGGACUUGGGGCAGCCUGGAAGAGCAGCAGUGGAAUCCGCAGACAUGGCUGCCCCUGCCGGCUGCUCAGGUCCUCCUCCUCCUCCUCCUGAAGGGCAGGUGGGCCACCAGGCGGAAGGGGCUUGUCCCUCCCUCACGUCAGCCUUGAAGGAGCUCCAUCAGCUUCUGGUUGCCAGCUACAAAAAGGCUUCUUGGCCCCAGAGCCUUGAUCAGCCAAGGACCUUUCCUGAAGAGGACGCUGCCUUUCAAGAGGAGCGUGGAUGUGGCCGAGACAUCCGGGAUGUGGAACUCUCCUCUCCCGAAGGGGUGCCGGCGUGUCCUGGGGCUGGAGCCUCUGCAGGGGAGUGGCUCUCUGGGGCUGGAGCAGAGGACGGGCAGGAGGCCCUGGAACCACCAGAUUCUCUCCUCAUCCAGGAGCCUUUGGGUUGGGACAGCUCCAUUGUUCGGAGAUCUUCCGCAGCCUCCCAACCGCCUCCGUGUGGUGAGUGCACUGAAAUGUUAUCUCCGUGCUUGUCUCCUGACCAUGCUGCAGGCGACGAAGCUGUGGAGCAGACUCCCUCUGACCUCACGCGGGGCACUGAAUCUUGGAGGGUUCUGGAUUUUCCCCCAGGAGAGCCUGGAGUGCCGGUCUCCUCGGAUGCCACUGAACCAGCUGCGCUGCACAUCUGCUCUCCAGAAAUGGAUUCUGCACCUUCUCGGCCUCCACUUUUCUCCUCUGUGGACAUUGCUCAAAUUACGAGAGCAGGCUUCACACCCCAGGAAGCCAGCGAGGCCCUUGAGCAAGCUGGUGGCAACGUGGAUCUUGCCCUCCUCAUUUUGUUAGCCAAGAAUAUUGUCGUUCCUACAUAACCGUGAAAAAGAUGGCCAGGCUCCUGCUCUUUACUUCCUUCAAGAAUUUAUCUUGACUGCAUAGAGUACUCUGCUUGGGUUUUUGAGCUAGAUGUUUGUUUUUUUAAUGCUUUAUUUUCAGCCAAAGUAUCCUCUGUCUGUCUUUUUCCCCUUGUUCAAUUCAGGCUUUAAAAAAAAAUCAAAUCUUGAACCACAUGUCAACUUUUAAUUACUACUAUUAUUGAGGUACUGCAUUAUGAAAUAAAGAUAAUCUUUUAUUUAAA
Sphaerodactylus townsendi is the source of this 3256-nucleotide messenger RNA. It is a transcript of the gene DDI2, whose product is annotated as DNA damage inducible 1 homolog 2. Gene Ontology annotation, molecular function: protein binding; aspartic-type endopeptidase activity. Gene Ontology annotation, biological process: proteolysis. The transcript has 9 exons. The record is from RefSeq and is a predicted model, not a curated record. Lineage: Eukaryota; Metazoa; Chordata; Lepidosauria; Squamata; Sphaerodactylidae.